This is a messenger RNA of Exophiala aquamarina CBS 119918, 962 nucleotides long. RefSeq lists its product as uncharacterized. The record is from RefSeq and is a predicted model, not a curated record. The annotation marks the transcript as partial. The transcript has a single exon. Lineage: Eukaryota; Fungi; Ascomycota; Eurotiomycetes; Chaetothyriales; Herpotrichiellaceae.
GAGUCCCUAGGAUCUCUCACCAAAUUUCCCGCUGAGAUUCGCUCUGCCAUAUUUGCGAAAUGCUGGGGCAAAGAAGUAUUGGGCUGCUUGUGGUAAAUAAGCAACUCUACGACGAAUUAAUCAUCCACCUCUGCCAGUUAUUCACCCUCUCUCUGUACAUCGACCCUACAGCACCGGACACAGAAUUUCAAAUCCUCAAUUCUAAAGGAGAGUCAUGGGGCCCGACCCGUAGCCUAAAGUCGCACCACCUUGACCAUCAACUCUUUAAAGGCAUGAAGGUCGAUAGAUUCAAGGAGAUCAAAAUCAGCGUCGGCCCCACAAAUCCAGCCUACCCUGGCCAACUUGUUCGAGCUUGGCUUCAGGUUACCAGAUUGGUGAAUGCACUGUCAGCAGUGUGGAAAAAUCCGCACAGAAUACCCGCUUCUUUUCUUGAUAUCAGGUUGCCCAUCAGGUCAACAGUUGGCGGGAUUUCCGCCUUCCAACAGUACUUAUCAGAUUUGCAGAAAUGUACGACAGGAAAUGGUGUGACAAGAACCUUGCCUACCACGAGAGCGUUCCGAGUAGGUCGGCAUGGAGUGGCCAGCGACAUUGGUAUCUUGCUAAUACCCUUCCUCCGCAUCAGGACGCAGAGGCUACACAUUGACCUCCCUACGCACCGUGCAGCAGCCCGGUGUGCCGUCGAUGACCAAAUCGAAGAUCUACAAGCGGACACUACAUCCACGGUGCCAUUCGGACUCAAUUCUGGAUGGCCCGUAAACUACCACGACAGCUUGAUAAUGAGACAAGAAGGGGCAAUGUCCCUCUGGCUCGAUGACCUCCUGGACAACAUGAAGGGCGCAACGGCACGGUACCUGCAGCCUGACCGCUUCGAGACAUGGUGCGACGUAUACAAGAGAAACCUAGGGCAAUGUCUCUUCGGUUACAAGUCAGGGACCAGAACGGUCGGAGGCGCCGCCAGCGUG